This is a messenger RNA of Suillus discolor, 267 nucleotides long. RefSeq lists its product as uncharacterized. Bases 1 to 267 code for a protein of 88 amino acids. The transcript has 2 exons. NCBI's taxonomy places the organism in Eukaryota, Fungi, Basidiomycota, Agaricomycetes, Boletales, Suillaceae. The record is from RefSeq and is a predicted model, not a curated record.
AUGCAGACAGAUUUAGAUUCUGUUGUAUCAACUGCUUGGCUAAGACCACUUAGAUGCACUCCCAAUGAGCCCAUUCAGAACCAAAUCCUCAAGGGAUCUGUAACACCUACUAGAGCCCCAGCUCUCCCUACACCUGCCCCCGCUCUGCUAGACUCCCCGCGCGGCGGUACGCCGCCUGCGCCUAGAAAGACAGCGGUCUGGACCGCUAUGACACCGCCUCAUGGCGUUAUGACCCCGCCUGAUGCUAUGACCCCGCCCCUGGCCUAG